GGGAUAAACUGAAGAUCGUCUAUGGCCAGAAGCUCGUAGACCUCGAGAAAUUCGUGCAAUAUUACGGCUUGGCUGUCGUCAAGCAAGCAACAACUUUCAAUUUCAAACAAUUGAAAGGCAAAAACUCGUGCCAUACCGGAGUGGGAAAAACUGUCGGAUGGAAAAUUCCUGUAGGCUAUCUUCUUUUCACGAAGGAAAUGGCAUUCACCGACAAUCAAUACAAGUCUACUGCUGACUUCUUUAACAAAAGCUGUGCUCCAGGUAGGUUGGAUAGACUGCAUGGACUUGAUAUUUUUAAGUACUCUCUUUACUUCAUAUAUAUUACAAAGGUUUGGGAAAUUUGGGAAAUUUUGAAUGUUUAUUCAUAUUAGCAAUCUCGACAUGUCUUGUUGAUGGUUUUUUAUGUUAAGAACUGCAUUUCGUAUAUGUUGCUGUUGUAACUUGCGAAAUAUUUGAUUUGUUGUAGACGCGUAUCCAACUUAGGUUAUGCGGGGCAAAAUGAGACACCUAAGGAUAUUUGUUGUAGAAUGGAAGGCACAGCAAUUUGAAUUUUCUUUUUGACUUGGGUAUGUGAGGUUGACUCACAGCAAGAUAUGUAAAGCAAAAAAAAUGUUUGGAAUAAUUUAUUUGCGAUAAAUCGGGGAAAACCUAACCGUGGUAAUUCUCUUUUUGCCCCGGCACAGUGGGGCAAAUUGAGACAGGGCUAAAAAAUUAAAAAUAAAGUCAAUAUAAUUAACUUAUUUUAAUAGAACUUCAGAACUAAUUAUAAAACACAUGUUUAAAAUCAUUUUGAAGUUCAAUAUGUCACACACACACAGGUCACACUGGCUCGGCGGUAACAGUACAGCAUUCUUCGUGACACCAUUCUUUGCAUUGUGAACAAGUCAUGCAAUCCUCGCCAGGCAUUGGCAUUGACCAAAGUUCACCGCAAAGAGAUAAACUUUUUAGCCUACCAUUGACUGGGUAAUUUAAUUAACACAUCCUUUGGUACCGCGUAGGCAGCUUCCGUCUUGCCAGUUCUUUCUUCUCAACUGCAGAGAUGGCAAGACGAAUUUAAUCUUCAUUCCAGUUUGCGUACAUAGUUCCUGACCACCCUAAAUAAAAUAAAAGUUAGUUUGCUUUGUGACAUGGACUAAGCUGUUUAUAGCAUAAAAUAUAUGACAUAUGAACUUAUGAUAAAUUAUAGAAUGAAAGUACAUAUUGAUUCAAUCAGAAAUAUAAACGAUUAUAAAUUUCCCAAACAGGAGAAAGUGGUAUUAAAUCAGUAAUUGAGGACUUCAAUAUAACACAGAUAGUACUGGUAAUAAUCCAAGAUAGUAUUUAUAUCAUAUAUUGACAAAUGACAAUAAAGGAAGGCACAGUAAAAGGUGAAAUGAACAGCAUCACACUGAACAAAUAUAUAUAUUACUUGGUUUAGACUCAGCUGUUUCAUUUUGCCUCAAUGGUAUGAGUUCAAGUCAGUCAAAUAAACACGCCAAAAGUAUAGAUAAAAAUUGACAAAAAUACCACGUGUGACUUGAAAGACCAUGUUAUAAACCCCAUUAAUUUAAACAAAUAGGUUUUAUUCGAUACAUGCGACGUUCUAGAAAUACCAAUCGGUUAGCUAAAAUAGCUAAGUAAUUACGUACCUUUACUUGCCGAUCGAUCAUCCAAACUGGUUUAAAAAAUCGUUAUUUUCUCGUUGUUGCCGAGCAAAUAAAACGCUCUUUUCGACGAAGUAUAUACAAGCAAAAAUGUUUGUUAUGAGCCUGCGAUGAUUGUGGUAUAAAUAAUUCUGAGCUCUAACAGGAAUUGAAACAACAAGACAUGUCGAAACUUGCAGUUAGCAGUACACAUGUAACGCACAGAAUUAGUAAAUAACGUAACUCCUUGGCUCACCAUUUGAGACCUUGCAGCUCAAUGGUAAUUCGAGCAUCUGUCCGGUUACGUUAUUAACAUUUUUUAAAUCUUUGGCGCACUCCUUGUACCCUUGUGUUAACCGCGCCGGCAAAAGCAAUAACAAUAGAUUAGCACUAAACAUCAAUGGACCAUUUGCAUUAUAGACUAAAUUUUGAUCUAGACAAAAAUUUCAUCACAGCUUGAAAGAGCAUCACAAAAUUAGUAAUAUUCCAAAGUUUCGUUGCGAAAUGUUGUAAAAUGCGGAUAGUAUAGCUUUGCGAAGUUUGCCGUUUUUCAGUCAUUUUGUAUUGCGCACGGGAAAUUGACAGCCCAAUCGGGUGUUGGCGCAUCAAUUUCCCGUUUGUAAUACAAAAUGACUGAAAAACGGCAAACUUCACAAGGCUAUAUUAUCCGCAUUUUACAACAUUUCGCAUUGUGAUGCUCUUUCAAGCUGUGAUGAAAUUUUUGUCUAGAUCAAAAUUUAGUCCAUAAUGCAAAUGGUCCAUUUCCGCCAUUUUUGGCUUCACUUUUAGGACGCGCGAUCUUACUCCAGUUAUAUAUGGAGCUCACUGGUAAAUCUAAUUCGUAAACGUGUGUUUCGGGAAGGGGGAAGAGCGUAAGGGCCGACGCGGAGGCUUGAUAAUUUUUUUCUUAAUUAAAAGUGAGGGAGUUUAUUGCAGGCCAGUGUAGAUUUUUCAGAGGGCAGUUGCAGUGCCGUAGCAACCUCGAUAAUUGGGGGGGGGGGGGGGGGGAUUCAUAUAUUCGUGUUCUGCGUUAUUAAUUUCUUUGAAAAUCAAUUGUUUUUAUGGUCUGUGAACACGAAUAAAUGAAUAUGACCCCCCUCCCCCCAAUUAUCGAACUUGCUACGGCACUGAGUUUCAAUGUCGACAAUUUUUUCCUUGCCAAGGAGACUUGCACCAAAGCUAGUCCUGCCAGCUUUUGUUUAAGGAAAAUUUGUUCGUGUGUACGGCCGUCAAGGAAAACUUGACAAGUGUACAAGAAAUACUUCUUGGUUUUGUCAAACAAAAGGCAGUCUUGACGUGAGAUAAAUAUAUGUUGAAAAACAUUCCGUGCACACGAGUCAAGGAAAACUCGCUUGUUCUAAAGCAGAAGAAAAUGAAAAUCAAUUUCGACCCCUGGUGUAUGACAGGGGAAGCUUAUAUAUAUAUAUAUAUAUUAGAGGGAGAUUUUUAGAUGGAAGGCUUAUAUGUGACAGAGAGACCUUAAUAGUUAUUAUAUCUUCUCAGGCAGUAAAGCCCUUAAAGAUGUAAGUGAGGAAGUGAAGACUGAUCUCUGCUCAUUGUGUAAAGCCUGUCGCACACGAGAGCUAUCUGCUGAGCAAAAAGUUACUCGUGCCUGUUAGCUCAGCUGAUAGCUCACCGAUCAAACAUGUUUGAUACGUGAGAAAAGGUUGCAUGAGGCAAAAAACUCAGUAAAAUGUACCCGCACACGGUGAGCUAUCGGCUGAGCUAACAGGCACGAGUAACUUUUUGCUCAGCAGAUAGCUCUCGUGUGCGGCAGGCUUAAUGGAUCAUGUGAGUUUGCCGACACCGAACCGUACUCAAAUUACCAAGGAGCAUUCAAAUGUAUGGCCGAUGGAAAUAAUGACCGAGUUGCGUUUGUGAGGCAGACCACAGCCGCUGCGGUAUUUGCGGCUUAUCCAGUAAAAUAUGGCAGUGCAAGCGACUAUAAACUGUUGUGUACGGAUGGUACAACAAAAGGUGAGUCAACAAAGACUGUUUCCACUUCAACCGUAUCGUACUGAAACGUACUGAUGAGCAUGCUUAGAUUGAAAAUUGCUUCAUAAAUUCACGUACGUCCGGGUUUAGUCCGGUAUCAAAAUUAAACAUUCGCCGCAAAUAUAUUGUUUGGCGUAUUCCGGAAGUAUUAGGCAAUCAAAAUUCACCAAAAUUUGAAAUUUUGAACUUUUUUAUACGUUUCGGUACGGUAUACACUUGAAUUGGAAAACGGCCUUAAUUUAAAGUGGUACACCAAUUAAAUAAUUAAACAAAACCGAACUUUCAAAAGUGAACGAAAUCUAUAUGUUAAUUGGUUUAUCCUAUAACCCUACAACAUGAUGGAAGCAGACAAAAGUUAUUUACUUUAACAAAAUAUGUAGGUUCGAAUUAGUUUUGACCUGGAGACACAAAAACAUAUGUAAUGUAAAUACACCUCUAUGUGUUUUGGUGCAUCAAAAACACCAACGUAUUUUUGCUGUUGCAAAGCUCUACCCCGGAUCCCAGGAUCUUGUUUAUCCUUUAUCCCAAAAGAAGACAAACCAAUAAACAUCUUAACGUGCAUCCUGCCGUGUUUUCCGAUAGUAGGCAACCAGGAUACGUUGUUAAGGAUAUAGACUAUAUACUAGGAAACAUUGUUUCCUUGCCGUGAUUCCAGAUCCAGUUUGACGGAAAACCAGGUGACAUUAGGAAACUGAUUUGUUUUCUUACCAUGUUUCGCGGUGAUAGCAAACAAAGAAAAAUUCUUCCCUAGCGUGUUCGCGUUCCUGAAGAUGGUCAAGCUACAGCAGGAAAUAUUGUUUCCGCAACAAUAAUUACACUUGCCCGAUAGUCAGUUAGGAUCGCUUCAUGCGCGGAAAAUAAAAUAGGUUUUUGUCGUGUGAAUUUGUUUUAAAAUACUUUAGCUUCCUGCAUAGGGGUGCGGGAGGACAAAAAUUAGGGAGGCCGACAAAAAUGCGCUCGAACUUAAUCGAAUGUGCCCGACCAAUACAAAAACAAUUUCUGUCGUAAACUUACCAAAAAUUAUAUCACUUAUCACAUAUCACUUAUGACCCAUCCCAACGUUACAUAUUUCUUGCUUUUUCGAUUAUUUUAAUAGGCAUCGUGCUUCCCUUCCAUCAUUUGCCGUAUUUUUAAGUAGAAUUGCCCGAUUUUUGAAUAGAAUAUGCUCGAGCACCCCCCCCCCCCUCCCGCAAGCCCCCUCCCGUACUCCUGUGACUCCCUGGAUAGAAAGAUUUAUGAAAUUUGUUUCCUUCACAAUAUUUUCAAAGAUGGCAGACGGGGAAAAAUUCAGGAAACUUCGGAAAUCAAUUCUGCGGCAGUGCUUCCCUGUUUGCGUAGUGCUUGAAAUUUACAAUUUUCUUUUCCCUAGGUCUUAAUGAAUACCUCAGCUGUUUCAUUGAUAAGAGACCUGCGUACGCUUUGGUUACAAAUGUAGACACGGCUGAUACUAUGGUCACGGCAAUGCAAGGUAUCUUGAAUGCGGCAAAUGUCACCCUUCUGAAGACUGGCAAAAUAGUCAGUAGCAACUUCGACAAAUUCGAGCCAUACACGGACACUGUCAAGAAGUAUGUAGGAGAUUAUGGUGACCAUUUUAAUGCUUUGAGUGGCCCGAACGCCGCACCGUCCAUCGUCGUUUCUCUUGUUUUGCAAAUCAGCGCCAUUUUUGCAUUCGUGCUUUUGGUUUAG
Paramuricea clavata is the source of this 5303-nucleotide messenger RNA. The record is from the annotation of a GenBank genome assembly. Lineage: Eukaryota; Metazoa; Cnidaria; Anthozoa; Malacalcyonacea; Plexauridae.